UAAAGUUUCAAGCUUUUGGAUUCUUGAAAAAGCUCAUCGGCCACAACAACCCUCUGAUCAAGAUUCUGAUCCGCCAUUGUCGUCUUCUUCCUCAAGAAGAUGCCUAAACCAUUCAACAUCUUCUCACGCAAGAAACCCACUCGCCGAUUCAAUGAUUACUACACCGAUUGGACCAAAACCCUAACAGAUCACCUCCUUCCUCUGCUCCGCCAAUCUCUCUCCUCCGCCUCCUCCGCCGCCGUGCUCUCCUCCAACGUCGAUCGCGUCCUCCGUCACCUCGUCUCCUACUACGAAACCCUAGAUCUCGCCGCCGAUUCCGACACUAUCCCUUACCUCCUGUUCCCAUCAUGGAGGAACUCUCUCGAGACGCCAUUCCUCUUCCUCGGCGAUCUUCACCCUUACCUCUUCACCAAUCUCCUCCGAUCCUUCAUCGAUCGGGAGAACAACGACUCGGGCGAAGAAAUCGAGCCUGAUUUCCAUCUGGGUCUGGAUCGAAUCGAGGAGAAGCCGUGGAAAAUCGAGAUGGCGUGGAAAGAUCCGUCGGAUGAGCUGGUGACGAGAAUCGAUCAGAUCGAGUGCGCGAUGAGGCUGAUGGUACCUGUUCUUGUGGAUCGGAUGAGAAAGGCGCAGGGGAGAUUCAUGGGGAGAGUUGCAGAGAACUGGGUGUCGUCAUCAAUGUCGUCGUCAUCAUCGCAGGAAGCGGGCAAGAAGAAGAAGACGGGAGUGGCGGUGGUGGAGGAAGCAGCGAAGGAGGAGAUGGAGGAGAUGGCGAGCAUCUUCGUGGACGCGAACCGGCUGAGAAAGAGUAUAAUUAUGGACAUUGUUGGAGCUUCGAGCGAUCAUCAAGCUGCUCUCUAUCUCGAGGGUUUGUCCCAGUUUCUCGUUGGGUUUAAGGAUCAGUCUCUGCUCCAUGAAUUCGAGCUCUGCCCACUACUGAUCAGCAACAAGGUGGGAGCUUUAGUGAGUGGCGAUGGGUUGAAAUGA
Tarenaya hassleriana is the source of this 984-nucleotide messenger RNA. RefSeq names its product protein INAPERTURATE POLLEN1. The transcript has a single exon. Lineage: Eukaryota; Viridiplantae; Streptophyta; Magnoliopsida; Brassicales; Cleomaceae. Bases 100 to 984 code for a protein of 294 amino acids. Gene Ontology annotation, molecular function: sequence-specific DNA binding. The record is from RefSeq and is a predicted model, not a curated record. Gene Ontology annotation, biological process: DNA-templated transcription.